AUGAGGAUGAGGAUGAGGAGGAUGGGCCGGGAGGUGGCCCCGCUCCCCGCCAGGCGCCUCCGGGCGCGCGGUCCUUCCCCGCCCGGAGCUGCCGUGGGGCUUUCCCGGCCGCAGCGCCCAGCUCUGCGCCUGCACCUCUGGCGAAAGCAGGGCGGGGAGGGGACGGGAGCAGAGGCUUUCACAUCCUCAAACCCCGGGGAAACAUCUGCUGCUGCCGCCGCCGUGCCAUCCGACAGCGUCCCGCAGCUGGGUUUAGAACUGAUAGUUGGUUUAGAACUGAUAUCUGAUGGACCUGAAAGACAGGCAAGUGCCUUUGAAAAGUCUUCAGCUGCCUUGUCAGUGGAACCAGUUUACAAGAAUCAACAAUGGUAUCCAAGUCUGUUGAAGAAGAUGUGUAUGCCUGUUAUGAGGGGUCUCGAGAGCAAUCAUGGUUUUGCCAGCUUUGAAGAGAAGAGUAAUUAUUUCCUUAAAUUCUAUCCAUUCACCCCUCCAGUAGGGGCAGAUUACCCCUUAUUUCCACACCAGGAUGUUGUGCCUUUCAUAGAUCCCUGCUCAGGUUCUGUGAGUCCAGCAGCAGGUACUGAGCAGCAGCCCAGUGUUGGAAGAGCUAUUGAAUCCCUGGCAGACUACAGCAAUAGGAAACCUCACCACAUCUCCAUCACAGGUGAGAGAGCCCAGCCUGACCACGAGAGCCUCCUGGAGGAAACCAGCCAGGACAGAAGGUGGAAGUCCAGGAAUGAACCAGGUUAUCUGACAAUUCUGAUAAAGAGCAGAGAUGAUUUGUUGCCCCUGCUGGAAGCUAACACAUCUGAAGACACAGUUUUCCCCAAAGCUGGGAAACGGGAAAUAGGAAAUACUAGAGAGUUUACUUAUAGACUUGCAUACAAAAGAGUUCCUUGGGAUAAUAUGUUUUCUUCCAAAAUACAGCCUCCAAAAUCAACAGAGGAGAUGUUGGCUGAUCCUGUUUCCCAGCAUUUCACAAAAAUAAGAAACAAUCCCAAACCUAAAAAAAACCAAAAACAAUUCAGAUUCUGGGACAGAUUUCAAAAAUCUUUUACCUCUCCACAGAGAUCUGUCUGUUUCGUAAGCCAAAGAUCUCAAACCUGUCAUAUCCCUUUGUAUAUCUGUUGUGUUGGUGCAGUAAAUUUUGAAGAGAGUGCUGGUGUAGACUUAGUCCCACUUAACCAUGUGCAAACUUCAAAGCCUUCCUACUCAAGCACUGCACACACUCCAAAUAUUCCUGGAUACACUGGCAAGGUUCAUUGGUCAGCAACUCACCCAGCAAAUUCUAAUCUUCCAUCAACAGCCCCAUCAGUAAUUGCAGGAAUGCAUGGGUAG
Ficedula albicollis (Collared flycatcher) is the source of this 1338-nucleotide messenger RNA. It is a transcript of the gene SPMIP7, whose product is annotated as chromosome 2 open reading frame, human C7orf72. Lineage: Eukaryota; Metazoa; Chordata; Aves; Passeriformes; Muscicapidae. The record is from RefSeq and is a predicted model, not a curated record.